Molecule: messenger RNA, 855 nt
Organism: Penicillium oxalicum
Lineage: Eukaryota; Fungi; Ascomycota; Eurotiomycetes; Eurotiales; Aspergillaceae
Exons: 1
Coding region: 1-855 (284 amino acids)
Source: RefSeq, a predicted model, not a curated record
AUGUCCUCGAAUACAAAGUCUGAGCUAGACACCAAAGCAUAUGGCAGCAGCUUUCUCGAUGAUCUAGGACCUCCGAUCAGAAGGUAUCCGUACAAGGGAACUAAACAGUUUUUGGAAACUGUAGAGAUGGAGCUAAGUCGUCAGGAAGAGGAAUUUGAGGCCAGUGAGUGGGUGCUUUUUACCAAGGUUAAUGCGCAGACCUUCAGUCGUGACUUCCUGAAGUCGAACGGCAAUAUCCUUCAGAGAUGCUGGAAGUCUUACGACUCUUCUCAACACCUUCUUCUUGUCAGAGUGACAGUCUCACGCGCUCAUGAAAUCGCGGCACACGUAUUCGAGAGGCUUUUCUUUAAAUGUCUCCAGCCAAUGGGUCUCGAUAACCGUGUUCAUACCUUUGGAUCCGCUACUUGCAAAGCUGAAAACGGCUCUGCCAAACAACCCGACUGCCAAUUUUUAUCAAAAAGGCUUCCUCGAGCUCGAACGAAGAAAUGGCCCUCAGUUGUCGUGGAAACGGGCUUUUCAGAGUCGCCUUCUAAACUAAUGUCUGAUGCUCGGUUCUGGCUUUCUGAAUCAAGUGGUGAUGUUCAAAUGGUCAUUACAAUCAAGAUCGGUCGGAGCUCGCCUCACAUCGUGCUGGAGGCAUGGGAACGUGUGAACGAUAGGAUCCAACGCCAGCAGGUCGUGACUAUCAGCAAAGGCGAAAACAAUCAUGUCUAUCUCCGGAACCAGCCGUUUACUAUCAGCUUCAAUAAGCUUUUCCUUCGCCCACCAAGCAUUCCGAAAGAAAAAAACAUCAGCCUCGACGACGAUAUUCUGAAGGAAAUUGCUGAGAACGUCUGGGAAGAGCAGGGGUUUUAA